AUUUUACAUCAAAUUAUCCGCCAACCGACUUUCAUCAUUCUUGAGCUUCGUCAAUGCUACCUAGACCCGUGGAUCAUGGUUCCUAAUGCGGAGUAUAUGACAUACUAUAGUCAGUUCAGGCACCGUCUCGCUUGGCAAUCAAUUACGAUCUUGGGUGGUAUUCCUAGUGUUGAAUAGUGUUGCGACGUGACGAAAAUAUUCGAACGAUCGUGACGGAACCAAGGUCACAUUUCCGUCUUCACGAUGGAAGUCCAUUCUAGACAUGAACCAGGGUAGUUCGCUCUAUUUCUACCGAAAUCAGCUUUCUUGGUAUUCGUAUAUCAUUUGCUAUGUUCCCAGUUUGUGAUUUACAAUGUGAACGCAGUUCCUCUAGCCUAGCAGUCCUAGGUGUUUGCAUGACGCGUCUUCUUGGCUUCUGCCAAACAUGCGUUUCCCAUCUUUGAAAUGUCAAUUGCUGGCGGCGGCGAUUGGAUUCGCGCCAUUCACAGCCGGUCUCGGACAGCAACAGAUAAUCAGCUUCACUAACAGCGAAGGUGCUUUUCAAGUAGCUGGUCCAAUCGCCCAGCCCCAGAUUCUCAUUUCGAGUAAUGAUUAUUGGGGGGUUAUCCGUGCUGCAGGUGAUCUCGCGAAAGACUUUGGACGAGUGACCGGAACCAACUUCACAUUAAGUAAUGGAGAAGCGGGAGCCAAGCCAGCAACAUAUGAAUAUAGACCUAUAACACGGAAUUAUACUCAUUAUGAGGUUAAUGAAACGCAAUAUUUCCAAGGCCCUGAAUAUACUGAUCCGUCGGCCGAGAACACUGUCAUAAUAGCAGGCACAAUAGGACACUCUAAGGUUAUUGAUGAUCUUGUUAGCGCUGGAAAAUUGAACAUCUCGGAUAUCGAAGGAAAAUGGGAAUCUUUCACAACUAAAAUUAUCGAAGAUCCUGUAAAUGGAACCUCGAAAGCCGUGGUUAUAGCAGGCAGCGAUCCCCGUGGAACUAUCUUCGGCAUUUAUGACAUCAGCGAACAGAUCGGCGUUAGUCCGUGGUAUUGGUGGGCAGAUGUCCCUAUCAAGCAGUCCAAGGAGAUCUACGUGUUACCGGACAGCAAAGUACAAGGAUCUCCUUCAGUCAAGUAUCGUGGCUUUUUCAUCAACGAUGAACAGCCUGGAUUAUCAGGAUGGGUCAAAUGGAAUUAUCCCGAUACGCCUUACGGAGAUGGUUAUAAUAGCGACUUCUACUCGAACGUGUUCGAACUCCUACUUCGGUUACGCGCAAACUACUUGUGGCCGGCGUUGUGGGGAACAAUGUUCGAGAUCGACGACCCAGCGAGUCAACCGCUUGCAGAUGCAUGGGAAAUCGUGCUUGGAAGUUCGCACACAGAACCAAUGAUGCGUGCGCAAAACGAAUUUGGAACGUUUUACACCAACAAGGGACUUGGCCCCUGGGCAUACAAUCUAAACAAUAAGACAAUCGACGAGUACUUCGUAUAUGGCGCUGAGCGAGCGAAACCAUAUGCUCGCAACAGUCUAUGGACCAUGGGUAUGCGAGGGACCGGAGAUACCGCUAUUGAAGGCUUAGGUGUUGAAUUCAUUGUCCAAAUGCUUGAAACCCUUGUUGAACACCAGCGAAAUAUCAUCGAAGAUGUUUUGGACGUCAAGGCUAUUGAAGCUCCUCAACUUUGGUGCCUGUAUAAAGAGGUUAUGUCCUAUAUCCUUGAAGGCCUGACAAUUCCCGAGGAUAUAACUCUCUUAUGGGCCGAUGACAAUUGGGGUAAUUUGCGAAGAGUACCAAUUGACAAUGAAACGACACGAUCCGGAGGUGCUGGUGUUUACUACCAUUUCGAUUACGUCGGCGACACUAGAAAUUACAAGUGGAUAAACACAAUCCAACUGGAAAAGACCGCAGAACAAAUGCAACUUGCAUAUUCUCAUGGUGCUGAUCGAAUAUGGAUUGUCAAUGUUGGAGAUCUGAAGCCGCUAGAGAUUCCACUCACUCAUUUCUUGGAUAUGGCAUACGAUAUUAAACAAUGGGACGUGAACAAUGUCGGCAAUUGGACACUUGCUUGGGCGACUCGCGAAUUUGGUUCGGAAUUCGCCAAUUCUAUUACUGAAAUCAUGACACGUUUCGGUAUGUUCGCCGCGAGAAGGAAAUUCGAAUUGGUAGAACCCUACGUCUAUUCUGUUGUCAAUUAUAAUGAAGGAGAUGCAAUUCUAGGACAAUGGCAAGGCCUAGCCGACGAUGCACAAGCCAUCUAUGAGCAAUUGGAUGAAGCCCAUCAAGCAGCAUUUUUUGAGAUGGUUUUGCAUCCAAUUAUUGGUGGCCAGAUUAUUCAUAAGGUUCAUAUCAACGCCGAAAGAAACAUGGUAUAUGCGAACCAGCACAGAAACUCGGCGAAUGAUCUCAUUUCUCAAGUGCUGGCUACAUUCGAUGCCGAUGCAGAUCUUACGGUGAGGUGGGAUAGUAUCUUAGAUGGAAAAUGGAGGCAUAUGCUUGAUCAAACCCACUUCGGCUAUGAUGGUUAUUGGCAACAGCCGAUGCGAAAUGUUCUUCCGGCCAUGUCCUACGUCCAGAAAUCAGUCUCAUCGAUAGCAGGUAGCGUAGGAAUUGCUGUCGAAGGGCUCAACGCCAGUAUUCCAGGAGAUGAUAAGUAUCAUUCUAACUCCGGUAAUACUCUAGUACUUCCACCUUUGGAUCCGUACGGUCCUGUAGUACGCUGGUUUGAUGUUUUCUCCCGAGGCACACGAAAUUGUGAUUGGUCGGCUCAAACAGACCUACCUUGGGUGAAAUUAUCGCAAUACAACGGGACGGUUGGUCCUGAUAAUGGCACAGACACCAAAGUCUUCGUUUCGGUAGACUGGGAAAACGCACCGCAAGUUGCCAAUAACACGGUGGCCAAUAUCAACUUCUCAACUGGAUGUGGCCGCGAAGGAUUUUCAAAUUGGUUCGGUAAACCAAUUGUACAGCUUCCUAUCAACUUACGCUCAGUUCCAUCCAACUUCACUCAAGGAUUCGUUGAAUCAGAUAAGCACAUCGCUAUUGAAGGGCCGCACUAUCAACGCACCUAUACACCUUCUGAUGCCGCAUCAGAUUCGGAGAUAACUUACCACACACUAAAGAAUUAUGGGCGUACCCUCGGCGGCGUCACCUUAUGGCCACAAACUGCCCCACCUCAGACAACCAAGUCAGCUCCAGCCCUCGAAUAUGAUCUCUACCUCUUCACCAACAUCUCCAAAGCCAAUGUAACACUGUACCUUUCACCUACACAGAAUUACCUCUCCGACAAAACACCCCUCGAAUUCGCCGUAUCCCUCUUCCCAGCCGGCGCACCCCAAGCCGAACCACAAGUCGUCCAAUUUGUAGGCCAGAGCGUCGGCGCCGGUAUGCCACCCGGCUGGGGUCGUGCCGUCGCCGAUUCAAUCUGGGGUCUUGAUCCAAUCCACAAUACGACGACAACGUGGAAUGUAGCGCAGGAAGGCGCGUAUACGCUCCGAGUCUGGGGACUGGCGCCGAGUGUAAUAGUGCAGAAGAUUAUUGUGGAUUUAGGUGGUGUUAGACCGAGUUAUUUGGGCCCGCCGGAGAAUUUCCUCGUUGGUAGGGAUCAGGUGGGUGUGUAUAAACAGACUAGUUUUGCGGAUGGGGUUGGGGUUGAUGAAGUUGGGAAGGUUUGAAUGUAUGAUAUAUAAUUCGAUAUUGAGCUUGUAGGUUUGAAUAGUCUUAAUGCCGAUGGUUCUGUCAUAACUUACUCUUAUUUGGUAAAUAUUCGCUACUUAAACUUCAAU
This is a messenger RNA of Hypoxylon trugodes, 3763 nucleotides long. Its product is annotated as glycoside hydrolase family 115 protein. The record is from RefSeq and is a predicted model, not a curated record. The transcript has 3 exons. Lineage: Eukaryota; Fungi; Ascomycota; Sordariomycetes; Xylariales; Hypoxylaceae. The coding region runs from base 425 to 3652 and encodes 1075 amino acids.